Molecule: messenger RNA, 6473 nt
Organism: Malania oleifera
Lineage: Eukaryota; Viridiplantae; Streptophyta; Magnoliopsida; Santalales; Ximeniaceae
Exons: 11
Coding region: 145-6303 (2052 amino acids)
Source: RefSeq, a predicted model, not a curated record
GAAUUGUUUGGAACACACAAAAGAAACGUUGGAAGCAAAAAAAGACCCCUAACUGCAAAUCCCUCCGUCUCUCUCCCUCCAUCUCUACAAAAUUUGUGUUGUUAGUUUUCUUGAUGCGCCAGCGAAUCAAUCUCUGUCUCAGAGAUGGAUUUCCACAGCAUGAAGAGGAAAGAACUUCAAGCACUGUGCAAGAAGCACUCUAUUCCUGCAAAUUUGACGAAUCUGGAGAUGGCAAACAGACUCAGCUUGCUGUUGAAGGAGAACGAAAAUCCCAUUACUCGGUUCCGAUCUUGUUUAAAAAAUUUGGGCGAGAUCGCACAUGAAAACGAUUCCAAGGAUGUGGCAAGGAAAUUGAAGAAAGUAAGAUUUAGUCCCGAGAAUGAUAUGAUUGAAUUUGUGAAUUUGAAAACGGACACAGGCGAGGAAAGCCCUAUGGUGAUGACACGGGCAGGGAGGAGGAGGAGUUGUAUGUUGAAACAUACUUCGGCAAAAGAGGGUCUUGUUACUGAAAAUGUCAACAGUGUUGAACCCUUCAGGGGAGUUACCAAUAACCCAGUUAGAACGACGAGGUCUAUUGUACAAAAUUCGAAGGUAGAUGAUGUGCCUAUAGAUGGGUUGCCUUUAGACAAGAAAAAGAACGCAAGAAGAGGCAUGAAAUCUCAAAGGACUGAAGUGAAAAAUGACGAUUCAAGUGAUGAGCCUCCUUUAGUGGAACUGGGUAGUGAUGUUGGCUUCAAGAAUGCUCAUUUUGAAGAGGCUGGAGGGGUGGCAAGAAGGCGAUUGAGAAAUGGAGAGGUUGCAGGUGACAAUUCUAGAGAUGGUGACAAUGGGGCCUUUGUGGGCUCGAAGAAGAAUCCAAUGCAAAAAAGUUCAAGAAAGAGGGGGAGGAAUUCAGAUCAUAGCGGUGAAAGCAAGACGACUGCAGGAGAUGGUAUAAGUUCUGAACCUGUGAAGGUAUUGAGGAGAUCAAAAAGAAACUUGGAAAAGGCUGAAAACUCUGAACUGUUGAGUGGACCAUCGGAAAAGGGACAAAUGCUGAAAAUGCAUACACAGCCACAGGUUACAGGGGCAUCAUCAGGAGUAGAUAGCAAAACGGUACAUGGGAUAAUUAGGCAAAGAUGCAAAACAGUCGCCGAACUCAAGGAUGAUGGCAUAGAACGUUUGAAACCAAAUGAGGUGUCUCCCCUGAAUGGACGUCUGAGGAGGUCCAGGCGCAAUACGUCAAUUUAUAAGUCUAUUGCAUCCACUGCUGGAGGGAUCGGAGCACAUGAAACCAUUGGAAGGAAUAAGCCAGCAAUGCAGCUGAAGAAACCUCUUCUGGAGAGAGAAGGAGAAGCUAAUAUGAGUGACAUGCAUUCAAAGGUUUUUAAAGACAAUAGUCAGGACUUGAGAUUGAACUCGAGUGGAUUGGAUGGCGUCAUCAAUGCCACAAGAAAGAAAAAGUCACUCAAGCGAACUCAAAAGCAGACUCAGGAAGGAGUCAUUCCUGUGAAUGAGAGUGGCCUGAUCGUUGACAAACCACUUAAACGAUCCACAUGUAAUGCUUCUAAACAUGACCCUGUCAUGCCUGCUGGUGGUAAAGCUGUCAGAAGGAAGAAGCAACAGAAUAGAUUGCAAAUGCCAAUUUUUGAAGUGGAUGUUCCAUCAAAGGAGAGUGGUCUGAUUCCUGAAGAAUCUGCAAUUGUAGAUGCUAAAUUGUCAGCGCCUGAAGCUGCACGAAGUUUGACUAGUCUGCCUAUGAGCCAAAUCCAGGAAGCUCCUCUAGAUAUUGACGAGGGGAAACUGGGACUCUGGGGGAAAUCUCAUGUAAACAAGGGCAGUACUUCUAUGGAGCUUUGCCCAGCCACCUCCGAGUUAGACGAAGAUAAAGAAUUAGGGUUGGUGAGUUUGGAGGGGACUCAUACUCCAGAAAGUGUGAAAUCAGUCACUGCUGGUGCAGAGCAGGAAUUGCAGAUCAGUGAAUCCUUUGUUGCCAGAGAUAUGGAGAACAUCUUACAGGGACAUGAACAAAACUUGUGUCAAAGUGAUACUCAUGAGGUUGGCAGGGAUGAUCAGGAGCAAAGAAGAGAUUUAAGUUAUGAUAAUGUGGCUGAAUUGGAACCACUAGAGCACCAAUACAAAUUAAGCAAUGCACUUGUUUCUGAUGCUGCAACUCAAGCUAGAGGUUUCUCACCAGUUCACCAAUUAGAUUAUGUGGGUAAAUCUGCUGUCACCGUUGACUGGCGGAAAGAAGUGGAAACUGAGAAAGAGUCAUCAGCAGACAAACACAGCCAUGUAAGUAGGGGUUUUGUGGUUGAUCAUGCGGCUGAAGAUGAUGUAACUUCUGUUCACAAGGAGCAGAACUUGGUCAAAUCUGAAGAACCAAGAGGCAGUGCUGAACCAGUCAUUCAUGAGUCGGUAAUUGGAGAUCUUGCUAUUGAAUCUAAUGAGAGUGAAGAUACCCCAAGAAACUUUGAAGAUGCCCCUCAAGAAGCAAGAGAAAUUGGUGAGCAUGAUACUUCUAAUAGAAAGGAAAUUACUCCAAUGGAGAGAGGAAUUGAUGAAUGUGAACCAGAGGCUCCUAAAAUAUGGGAAACUGUUUCAGCACCACAUAUAACAACACCUACUAAAAGUUUCUUGCCUAUUCACGAAUCAGAUUAUCUGGGUAUAUCUGCUCGUAGGUUGGAACAGGGAAGAGAAACAGAAGCGAAAGAAGAGCCAUCAACAGGAAAAUGCAUAAAUUCCCGAAAAGGUUUUGUGGUUGAUCAUGCAGCUGAAAUUAACAGAACUCCUGUUCAUAAAGAACAGAACUUUGUGAAGUUCAAAGAGCAAAAAGAAGUUGCUGAACCAGAUAUUCAUGAUUCAAUUGUUAAGGACGUUAUUGAAUUUUAUGAGAGUGGAGGUACCAAGAAACAUUUUGAAAAUGACUCAGAAGCAAGAGGAACUGGCAAACUUAGUAUUUCUGAAGGAAGAAAAAUCACUCCAUAUAAAUUGAAGGAGAGAGAACCUGAAGAAUCAGGUUAUGUGGCUCCUCAUAUUGUUAUUGAAGAAAUGCUUUCCUGUAAGACUCCUUCCACAGAUGACGAACUAGAACUAGAAGAAUAUCAACUUCAACAUCUGUUUUCCAUAACAGCCAAUAAUGCAAAUCUUAUUGAAAAAGAAGAAGCCUUUGAUCACAAAGCCAAAAUGAGGAAUGGAGCAACGUCUGAAAGUGAGACUCCGGUGGCCAAUGUUAUCGUUGGAAGAUUCAGUCAAGAGAGGUCUCAGAAAGUAGAGAAAAUGAGUGAAAAUGAACUUGAAGAAAUUGUUUACAGUGCAAGUACAUCACCAAUUGUCAGCAAGGUUAUCACUGAUGAGAUUCCCCAAGAAGAUCAGGAUGCGGGAAUCUCAAGAGCAGAUGGCGGUUUCUAUCCUAAUUUAGCAGGAUUCUCCCCUGAAGAAAGUAUAAUUAUAGAGGAUGAAGUAAGUGGAGGCUUAAAGAUGCAAUGUCUCAAAGCUUUAGACGAAGGUAGAGGUAUGGAUAUGCAUCAGCAAGCUUUGGAGGAAGGUAGAGAGAUGGAUAUACAUCAGCUUUCUUUUGAAGAAGAAAGUACUCCAAUGAUUUUAGAUGAGACUGAUCAUGAUGAGGACAAAAAAAUUGAAAUUUCUCAUGCAAAGGAUGAAUUUAGUGCAGAUGUAAUUGCAGUAGCUGUUACAGGCAGUGAUACAAAAAGUGAGCAUGCUGGAAUAAGUCAUUGUUCUGGAGGAACUGUGCCAAUCACACCCAUUCAUGAUAAAGGCAUCAGUAUCAAUAACAAAAAGAUGUCUAAUUUCCCAGAACAAGAAUGGAACCAAUUUCUAGGCCAAUUUACUGAAGCAGUAGCUAUGACAGAUUCAACUGAAAGAGCAGAUGCUUCACUUGAUGCUGAAAAUUGCAUUUUAGAUGAGUUUGCUUGUGGGAGUGUUGAUGUUCUGGAGAGAGAAAAUGCAAAAGGUGUGAAAAAAGAAAUAAAUUGUGAGAAUCAAGUGGAUGUUGUAAAGGAGGGAAGAGAUACAGAGUCUUCUACAAAAUCAGCUUCAAAGGAGUUGGAAGAUGGAAAGGGGGUUAGAAGUGCAAAUGCAAAGAGCUUUUUCAAGGAGGAUUUAAGUCAACCUACUUUUGGAGACUGCAGUACCAAAGGAGCGGAAAAGUUAGGAGUGACUACUGAUGAUGAUGAUUAUGAAGAGGAGAUUGUGGAGAGAGGCUGCAGUACCAAAGGAGUGGAAAAGUUAGGAGUUACUACAGAUGAUGAUGAUUAUAAAGAGGAGAUUGUGGAGAGAGGAUGCAGUAUUGAACCUCACCGAAGCAAUAAUUCAGUAAUUGAUGAUGAUGCUGAUAUGGAAGGAAUCCAUAGAGAAGCCAACAUGGAACGCAGUGAUCAUGUCAUCAAGGAAGAUAAUGUGGAGUUCUUCCCAGAAAUUGAGCUCUUUGACCACAACGGCUCUCAGGAGAGGCCUGCGCAGGUUAAUUAUAAUUCUGAUUCAGGCUUAACUGUGAGGGUUAGGAAUACAACUGAAGUUUCUCAUGCUGUUGAACUGGUUAAAGCUGAAGCCCAGCGCAUCAAAAGAAUCAAUGUACAGGGGGAUGAAAAUGGUGGAAAUAUGCUACAAGUCAGUACAGUGGGAGUUGACAUGAUAGUUUCAGGUAGUGGAGAUGAAUAUGGAAAGAUGAAUUUCAGUACUCUAAAUAGUUCAACUGAGGUUGGCGCUGGAGUUUCAGAGGACAUGUCUGCUGAUACAGCAAUAGAAUUAAAGCACAAGGAUGGUAAAGAUGUCCUGGAGGAGUUAAAGAGCAAGGUCAUGCCACAACUUGAUGAACUCAUUGCUUCGCAUGAACAUAUUUCCACUGAUUUUGAAGUUCCUCACAAGUUUGAGGAGAACAAUUCUCACGCAACAGCAGCUAAUGUCAGUACUUCACCAGAAGCCACUGCAGAGGGUUUUGGUGAAUGCGUGGAGGAAGAGGAAGCGGGGAAAGCACCAAUAGGUGAUCACGUUGGUAAUAUCUGUGAAGACAAGGAAGUUGCAGUGCACAGCUCUCAUAUAAUGGGAGCCAUUAAGAGAAUGGAUGUGCUGAAGGAGGUGGAAAAUGGAAGGACAUCCUUACCGGUUAGUUUGAUGGGGCUCUGUCAGGUGGUUUUAGAUUACAAUGAUGAAUCAGCGAAGAUGAAUGCUGGGGCUAUGGAUACUUCAGACAGGACCAUAUGUGAGGACGGUGAAGGCAGUAUGGAGAUACCUGAUGAAGUUGCAGGGAUUAUGAUGCGAAGUGGUGGCUUGAAACCUGGUGCUCUUCAUAAUCACAAAGAAGUGGACUCAGAGCUGUAUGGAAGUGCCCCUAUCAGUUCAUUUGAACCCAUCUCUAAGAAUACUCAUGGUGCAGAUAGAAAAGGAUAUGUUGCAACAAUUGAAGAAAAUUUCAGUUUGCUGCACACUAAUUUUGAUGCUGAGAAGGAAUAUGGUCAUGCUUCACUGCAACUUGCUCAACAGAAUUUUGGUGAUCUGUUGGUGGAAGUUUCUGAUGUCAAUGACAGCAAACAUGAUUUUAUACUGGAUAGUGUUUGUAAAGAUGGUAGAGUAGAAGCAGAUGCAGCUACUGAUUCUAUUGAACCAACACCUGAGUCUCCCAAGAGAUUUAGCUGUGAUUGUAGUUGGAACUUGCAAAAGUCUGCUGAAGUCAAAUCACUUGCUGAUACUUCUCCCUCCAAACCUGAAACGUGUCCUCCCUCUUUGUUGAAUGUCUCAUCUUCUCAUGGAAUAACAGGACGAGGAGCCUUGGAGUUCAAUGUUGAAUCCAGCCUGUUCAGUGAUUGGGAAAUUAAUUUAUUCUCUGGAGGUAUUGAAGGAGAUGAAGUCAAGAAAACAAAUUUAGAGAAUUCAGAAACCAAUUUUAUGUGUGAUCAUAAUGAGGAUCCCAGGGAGACGGAAGAAGAAAUCAAGAUGCAAAUUGCUGAAGGAGCAGAUGUGUGUGAGGGCUUGUCAAAACCAAAUCCCAUGAUGGCAGAUCAACAUGCUUCAUUCUUUGAUUCGGAGGCUGAUAUGGGCAUUACUGCUGAAGAUGCUGAGAUGUUCCAACCAACAUUCAAAUCUCCUCAGAGAAAAAACCAAGUGUUUUCAGCUAGGAAUUUGAACUCAUCCAUGGUGAAAGGUGGUAAUAUUAACAGUACUUUGAGUCCAGGUAUGCCAAAGAGUUCGGCCAAGAGGCUUGACAUGAAAGAGAAUACACCGUACGUCAAGAAAGAUCAACAGGAUAGUAUCACAACUGGGAAAACAAAAAAGAGGCAGGCCUUGAAGGAUCUUCAAGCAAAUUAGAGGUUUCUGAUGAAUUAAUGAGCGUUCGCUCUUAUGAAUAGGACGUGUAACUAAUUUUGUACCAGACUGAGCAUAUCUCAUGCACAAAACAGUGAUUCCAAAAGUGGCAUGGUUCUAACAUUUUAUUCAUUUUAAGCAGUUACUACCAUAAAUGGAUUAUUAAGCUGAAA